CCCACUUAUCUAUGCUUAUCACACGUUAUCAUAUGCUGUAUUAAAUGAACGGCGGCCAAUCUUCAGUCGACCCAAGUGCUAGCAGGGAUCACUGUUAGGAAUAAUGAGUAGAGAUAACUCGCCUCUGCGUUUAAUACGCGAACUCCUGUGGACUCUUCUAGUGGUCAACUUCGAAAUCUUGCGCGCCAUCUAUCGAUGGUUCGUGCCAGCAGAGCGCAAAGAUGUCGCCGGGGAAGUUGUACUGAUCACAGGCACAGGCCAUGGCAUGGGCCGAGAGAUGGCGCUGCGGUUCGCGCGGCUUGGCGCCAAGGUUGUCUGCGUCGACAUCAACGCCAAAAACAAUGAGGAUACCUACAACAUGAUAUUGUCCGAAAAGGGAAAGGCGUACAAAUACGUUUGCGAUGUAACGGAUCGUGCGGCGGUGCUGCAACUGGCUGAGCAGGUCCGUCGAGAUGCGGGUAAUGUGGACGUGCUGGUCAACAACGCGGGCAUCAUGCCCUGCAAGCCCGUCACCGAGCAGACCGAGAAGGAGAUCCGACUCAUGAUGGAUAUUAACGUCAACGCUAAUAUAUGGUGUAUUCAAGCGUUCCUGCCGGCAAUGAUAGAUCGUAACCACGGUCACAUCGUAGCAAUGUCCUCGAUGGCGGGACUAAUGGGCAUCCGCAACUUGGUGCCCUACUGCGGCUCGAAGUUCGCCGCGAGAGGAAUCAUGGAAGCCCUCGCUAUCGAACUUCGAGGCGACCCGAGGGAUACCAAUGGAAUUCACUUCACGACUGUAUGUCCUUACAUCGUGAACACCGGACUAUGUCACAAGCCUCGCAUCCGCUUUGAGAAAGCCAUGAAAGUUGUCAACGCUGGAGAGGCGGCUGACAUCAUCGUUGAUGCCGUGCUAAGGAAUGUUAUGGAGAUCACUAUUCCUCCUGAACUUCAUUACAUGAAUCGGUACAUUCACCGGCUGCUCCCGUUCCCCGCAGCCGCCGCUUUCAACGACUUCUUCGAUACCGGCGUCGACGCUCACGACUGAAUGUUUAGAUCAAUUUUACAUUUUUGUAGUAAAAUAUUUUUAUAUUA
Papilio polytes (common Mormon) is the source of this 1071-nucleotide messenger RNA. Its product is annotated as epidermal retinol dehydrogenase 2-like. The transcript is spliced from 7 exons. Gene Ontology annotation, cellular component: lipid droplet. Gene Ontology annotation, molecular function: oxidoreductase activity, acting on the CH-OH group of donors, NAD or NADP as acceptor. The record is from RefSeq and is a predicted model, not a curated record. Lineage: Eukaryota; Metazoa; Arthropoda; Insecta; Lepidoptera; Papilionidae. Bases 104 to 1024 code for a protein of 306 amino acids.